Molecule: messenger RNA, 4095 nt
Organism: Sinocyclocheilus anshuiensis
Lineage: Eukaryota; Metazoa; Chordata; Actinopteri; Cypriniformes; Cyprinidae
Product: zinc finger protein 598-like
Exons: 12
Coding region: 124-2898 (924 amino acids)
Biological process (GO): protein ubiquitination; rescue of stalled cytosolic ribosome
Molecular function (GO): ribosome binding; ubiquitin protein ligase activity
Source: RefSeq, a predicted model, not a curated record
CUUCCUGUCUACGGCUAGCCUAUCGCUCCCCACAAUGCAUUGCGCUGAACGAUUACGCACACACAGGAUCGCACUUCACCCGGCCUCAUCGCCCGUUCUGUCGUUUACAAACCGUCCAAAUCCAUGCGGAUUAUAGCGAGAAGAACACUAGAGCACACACAGCCAGCGCCUUCCAACAGUAUGGAGUCCACCGCCAAGAGAGACGCGGAGAGCACAUGUGUGCUGUGCUGCCAGGACAUCGACCUGUUCGCGGUGGGGAAGUGCGAUCACCCGGUGUGUUACCGCUGCUCCACCAAGAUGCGGCUGCUGUGCGAGCAGAAGUACUGCGCCGUCUGCCGGGAGCAGCUCGACAAGGUGGUCUUCAUAAAGAAACUUGAGCCCUUUGCCGCUCUGAACAUUCAUCAGUACCAGUAUGAGAAGAAAUUUGACAUAUACUUUGCAGAUGGAAAGAUAUAUGCACAGUUCAGGAAGAUUUUGUUACAUGAAUGUCCACAAUGCCCAGAACCAAAAGUGUUCUCCAAAUUUGAAGAAUUAGAACAGCAUAUGCGGAAACAACAUGAACUCUUCUGCUGCAAGUUAUGUGCAAAGCACCUGAAGAUAUUCUCAUGCGAGAGGAAAUGGUACAGUCGGAAAGACCUGGCUCGACAUCGAACACAAGGGGACCCGGAUGAUACCUCGCAUCGUGGGCAUCCGCUUUGUAAAUUCUGUGAUGAUCGAUAUCUGGACAACGAUGAACUAUUGAAGCACCUGCGGCGAGAUCAUUACUUCUGCCAUUUCUGUGACGCAGAUGGAGCUCAGGAGUAUUACAGCGACUACCAGUACCUCAGCGAGCACUUCAGAGAAAGCCAUUAUCUCUGCCAGGAGGGCCGCUGCAGUACAGAGCAGUUCACUCACGCUUUCCGCACAGAGAUUGACUAUAAAGCUCACAAAGCUGCUGCCCACAGCAAAAACCGGGCUGAGGCACGGCAGAAUCGCCAAAUCGACAUUCAGUUCAACUAUGCACUCAGACAACAACGACGAAAUGGCGGUCUGAUAGUUGGUGGCGAUGACUAUGAGGAAGUGGAUCGCUUCAACAGACAGGGAAGACCAGGAAGAGGACAAGCCCCAGGAAGACAGCAGAAUGUCAGGAGCUGGAGAUAUAAUCGAGAGGAAGAGGACCGAGAGAUCGCAGCUGCUUUGCGAGCUUCGAUGGCCAGCCACCAGGAAGAGAGAAGCCAUGUGCAAGAGAGAAGCAGUCAGAAGCCACGCAAAGACGAAAAGAUGGAGCCUGAUGAAAUGAGAAACAACAGAGGCACUGCCAAGCAGACGAACGAAAUGCAAGCUCAAUCAGUGAAGAGUAAUCCCUCUUUGGCUGGUCAGGACUUCCCUGUUUUAGGGGCAGCUGCACCUCCAGCCCCAAUUCAAAGCAAGAUCAAACAAACUUCUGUCUCUCUGAAGGAAGAUGAUUUUCCAAGCUUGUCUGGCUCAGUAGGUUCCGCUCCAAUGACACCUGCAUACAAAAAUCAACCCAAGAAACAUUCGUCCUUCCAGGAGGAGGACUUUCCUGCACUGAUCUCCAAGAUCAAACCACUGAAGUCUCAAUCAAACACAACAUCGGCCUGGUCUCAAGCUGGAAGCAAACCUGCGGUGGUUUCCAAUAAACCUGUGGUUCUGCCCACCAAAACAGCUCCUACGGUCUCUUCAUCCAUACUGUCCGCCAGUGACCCGCCGCCCAGUGGAAGUGUGCCUCAGCCUCUCACUGCCUCCUCAUCUCGCCGCAAAAAGAAGCUCACCUCCUCUGAAACCCACAAAGCUCCACCUAAAGUCAAAUGUCUGUCCUCAUCGGAUGACGAGGACCUCCAGACCAGUAAAACGGCUCAGGAAAUCCGCACGGUACCAACUAUGCUUGACAUCUCCACUUUGUUGACGGUAAAAGAUGGCUCAUCUCAGACCAACCCCAAAACCAAUAAGAAAAAGAAACAAGCCACAACAUCAUCUCUGGGUUCCCCCUCAUGCACUCCUGAGUCCGUGUCCAAAAUGGCUCACAAAGAGAACGUUCCCGAGACGAAGCCACCAGACAACAGUCUCCCCUCCAAAACAAACUCCUUUAUAAAAGGACUCCCGGAGAAACCAGCAGAAGCACUGUCCCCUACAUCAUUUCCUGAAAAUAUUCCUUCCCCUUUAAAGCAGCCGGUAACCGACCAACCUCCUCCACCCAAAGAAGAGGAAUUUCCAGCACUUAUCUCCAGAAAACCUCCACCUGGCUUUAAAAGUGCAUUUCCGUUGAAGAGCAUUCAGAGUGUGCUGCCGCCUCCUCCUCCUGGCCUUGGGCCUGUUGUCAGCAAACCUCCUCCAGGAUUCACCGGCAUCCCGCUCAACAGUAAUGUGGAAUCGUCGAUGCCGGCUGUUGACAGAGUGACACCUGCUAUUGGACCCUACCUCAUACCCGACAAUUUCCAGCAAAGAAACAUGGACCUUAUUCAGUCUAUUAAGAAUUAUCUUCAAAAUGAUGAAACCAAGUUCAAUGAGUUCAAAAACUAUUCAGGCCAAUUUAGACAGGGUAUAAUACCUGCUGUCCAGUACUACAAAAGCUGCCAGGAGCUGCUAGGAGAGAAUUUCAACAGGGUCUUCAACGAGCUGCUGGUUCUCCUACCAGACACUCGCAAGCAACAGGAGCUUCUCAUUGCCCACGGAGACUUUAAGGCUCUCGAGAAACAGCAGGAAGGCUCCAAGCCCAAAAAAAACAAAAAGAAAGCCUGGCAGACAGGCACUACCAGCAACAGCGUGGAGCUGGACUGCCAAGUGUGUCCCACCUGUAAGCAGGUGCUGGCUCUGAAAGACUUCAACACCCAUAAAACCCUACACAUCGGCGAUGAUGACUUCCCCUCUUUGCAGGCCAUAAGCAAGAUCAUCAGCUAGCUGCCAGCAGACGCACAUCCACGGCUCUCUGUGACACAGGACCUGGUGCUGCACCAGGAUAGUGCUGAGAUGCUCGAAAGGAUGAGGGCUUGUCUGAGCUGCAGUGGUAAUGUUUACUCGGAUUGUUCAGAUUCGGAAAGUUUUGAUGACACCUUUUUUCGAAGGGGAAAGAUCAACCCUAAAAAGUGCAAGUGUAACUGUUUUGAAGAGAAACAGGAUUAAUCUACUUGAAAGCUUGAGUUCUAAUGUUGAUUCAUUUAUUACUCCUCCAGUUCAUCUUUUUCAUCAGGUUUUCCAGUGCUGUUAGCAUGGUCUUUUUUUUUUGUAAUAAAUUGUAAGGUUGGCUGCCUUUGAAAAAUAACAUUUAUUUCAGAAUGCUCCUGCCGUAUGAUUGAAAUUUAUUCAUUUCUCAUUUCUGUUUACAAACUCUACAGUACAGAAAAAUAAAAUGGUUAAUAUAUAGCAUUUCUUACAGUAAGCUACAGUGAUCUGUCUACUGACUUUUGACAUUUUUGAAUGAUUGUUUGUGUAAAUAAUUAGCAAUUAAACAAUCAAGCCAGGGAACGAAAUGCACGGCUCGACACACUUUAGGCCACAUGUGAUUGUCUUUACACAAUUAAAUCAGUGUGAGGAAAUUUCACCUGCCUUAAAAUAUACAGGAAAAACCAGAGGGACAUUUUGAAAGGUUGUCAAGAUGGGAUCAGAUUUCGGUGUGUUUUGUAUAAAAUACCAAAUUGGUACGGAUGGAUAAAUCUUGAAUUUUUUUUGGUUAGAUUUUUGUUAAAUACCAUUGUGCUUGUGCCUCUUAAAUAUUUCUUCACACUCCCACAGAGUUGACUGUUGAGACUUCAGUACGGCCACCUUUUCUCAUCUCUCGUUCAGGAACUGCUAUUCGUGCCACGGCCUUGUGGUCAACAACAGUUUGCGAUGUGUCAGGACAUAUCUGCAGAAUAAAUGCUGGUCAAACAUGAUCAACCUUUAGAUUAAGUUAUUCAAGCUCCAGUUUGUGUAUUUCAUCUGUUUGUUUUGUGCAACAUACUCGAAAAUGUUAACUAUGGAGAUAUUUAGAGGAAACGUUCACACAAAAAUGAAAAUUCUGUCAUUUUAAGAAACCUUUUAUUACAUGCGAUGCAAAAGGAGAUAUUAGGCUGUUAGGGACUGAGGACGUUAUUGAACAUUCACUUUCAUUUUUCCAUU